AUGAUUGAAACGACUGGACUCGCCAUACCCUUGGACCAAUGGGUGUGUGCCUCGGCGCGCGUUGCUCGUAUGGACAUGCUGCUUCGCCUAUACGACUCUGGUCCUAGGAACGAUUACUCUCGGCUCGGUAUUGAUGAUGCUCUACCGUUACUCAGUCAUGCCUGCAAGGCCAGUUAUGGUAAUUUUAACGCGCUUGACUUCGACAUCAAAUCAUCACAAGGUCCUUUGUCGUAUUCAGCAGUUUUGACCAUCACUGGACCGGACGAAAUUGGAAUCGAAUUCCCGGAUUCUGAUAAACAUCCUACCCAAUUGCAAGCCAAGAAGAGCGCUGCAUAUAAAGCAAUCCUUGGAGGGGCUAUUGGAUAUAUUAUGCAAAGUGCAAGUUCGGCUGUUAAUGAUUCAAAUAAAUCACCUGCCGACCUUCCCCCACCUCUCACACGAGCUGCAGAAUCUAUUCCAAAAGCUGGGUCCUCCGAUACCACCAAGACCACUACUACCGGCAUAAACCAAGGGAGAAAGGCUCGUGGAGCUAAACAGAAAGCCCCACCUGACGCUAUGAACCUUAUCAAUACAUUCUUACAAAGAACUUACCGAGAUCGCAAAAUGACAAUGCCAAAAUCAUCACAGGAAUGGAAAGUGGUGCUCUGCGGAGGAGGAGUCAUGGCUCACUUGACCAUUAGGCUACCUUCUGGGAGCUCCAGGUCCUACGGUGACCUUCCCGGGAGUUCUGUAGAUCCCGCGAAGAUCCCAAAUGUUUAUCCGUCCGCAACGGUGGCUAAACGAGAGGUAGCCAGUGAUGCACUGAAAGCGGGUGUACUACAAUUCAUCAAAUUCGAUAAAACCGAAGCCCCAAUGCCUCCACAGCUGACUAGUCCAACAGUCCCUAUGGUCCGCGCUCACGGACCACUGUCAAGCUAUGUAGCGUACGACCCAUCUAAGGACAAGAUGGCUGCGGCCGGAAAGACGGGAAUAAUAACCAAGGUUCCGCGUACCUUGACGGACGAGAAUGUCCCUGAUCCCCCAAAAUCUGAAUCUGAAUCUGAAUCUUCGGCCUCAUCCGAAGAAGGCGCCAUUGAAGAUUCUGCUGAAGAUGUGGGUCCUGUCCCCCCACUCGAACAAGUCCUCGACUCGGUCCCGAGCCCAUCCCAUCAUGGGGAUCUCCCGAAUAUUGAUCAAUCACUAUCCCCUAUAGAUGAAGUGGAAGUCGUUGACGAUUUACUAGGGCCUGCCUCUGUAUCGAACCCCGAAGGAUCCAGCGAACAGGAUGAGGAAGAAGUUGAUGAACUGGCUCCGAAGUCGGAUGCAGGCACCCCGAUAGGCAUCAUCACUGUUGCUCCAGAGAAGAGGCCCUCGCCUCAAGAAGAUGAACCAGAACCUGCAGAGAAACAACCCUUCAAGAAACAAAAGACCGAGCCAGUGGAAAACUCGAUUGAAGGAGCCGACCAGAAACCAGAGUCUCCAGGACUCCAAGUGAUGGUAGGGCCCAAUUAUAGUAGCAUUCUAUCAGAAUUUUGUUUCGAGCGUGGUCAGGCGCAGCCUCAGGUGACUUAUCAAAGGAAUUUCGAACACCCCAAAGUAGAAGGACCAGUAAUGUAUAGCGUUUCCAUUAUCCUGGGUUCAAGUCGUUUCGAGCUGUCGAAGCAGUACGAAAGUAUCGAAUUGGGCGAAGAGAAGUUAUCAAAGCGUAUUUUAAGGCAGUUCGGCAUCCGGGCCAAGAAGAUUUAA
Rhizoctonia solani is the source of this 1725-nucleotide messenger RNA. RefSeq lists its product as uncharacterized. Bases 1 to 1725 code for a protein of 574 amino acids. The record is from RefSeq and is a predicted model, not a curated record. The transcript has 7 exons. NCBI's taxonomy places the organism in Eukaryota, Fungi, Basidiomycota, Agaricomycetes, Cantharellales, Ceratobasidiaceae.